AUGAGUUUCAAUAGCUAUGACCCUUACUUCCCUUCCUCUUACAAGAGGAAAGUGGUGGUGCGCAGCGGAGGAUAUGGGGGCAGUGGAGGAAUAGGAUCCAAGUCCGUAUAUUCUACCCACUCUGCCCCUAUAACUUCCUAUGGGUCAUCGCGCAGAAAUUAUCCAACAUACAGCCGAGCUAUCUCUAGCUCCUCUUCCAUGUUGCUUUCUGCUCCGAUGUCUGCAACUGCCACCGAGCUCGAGCUCAGCCAGGCAACACAGGUCAGCUCCGAGUUCAAAAUCGUGAGGACCCAGGAGAAAGCCCAGCUGCAGGACCUGAACGACCGAUUUGCCAGUUUCAUAGAGCGGGUCCACGAACUGGAGCAACAGAACAAGUUGCUGGAGACUGAACUCCUUGUCCUCAGGCAAAGGCACGUGGAGCCAUCCAACCUCCGGAGCCUGUAUGAGCAUGAGAUUCGCCAGCUCCAUGCUGCUGUGGAAGAGGCCUCUCAAGAGAAACAGGCCGCCCAGAACCACCACGACCAGAUGGAGGAGGUGCUGCGAAACCUGCAAGGACGCUACGAGGAGGAGAUGAUCGGCAGAGAGGAUGCGGAGGGCAGACUCAUUGAUGCCAGAAAAGGGGCAGAUGAGGUUGCACUGGGCCAGGCCGAGCUUGAGAAAAGGGCCGGUACCCUGCUGGACGAGCUGGCCUUCUUAAAGCGCCUCCAUGAGGGUGAAAUAGCAGAACUGCAGGCCCAGAUACAGUACAGCGCCCAGGUGUCUGUGGAGAUGGAAGUGGCUAAACCUGACCUAUCCACCGCUCUCCGUGACAUUCGAGCCCAGUAUGAGACACUGGCGCACCGCAAUCGCCAGUCAGCCGAGGAAUGGUUCAGUAGCAAGAUGAAUGUGAUGACGGUUGAAAGUGCUCGCAACGUAGACGGCGCACGGAACGCCAAAGAUGAGGCUGGAGAAUACCGCCGGCUCAUCAAAGCCAAGAUCCUGGAGAUUGAAGCCUGUCGCGAGAUGAACCACGCUCUGGAGGGACAACUGCAAGAAGUGGAGGAUAAGCAGAGUGUUGAAAUCUCAGCCCUGCAGGAUACUAUUAGUCGACUAGAAGACGACUUAAGGGCGAACAAGAAUGAUAUGGCUCGCUACUUAAAGGAAUAUCAGGACCUCCUGAAUGUGAAGAUGGCUUUGGAUAUUGAAAUUGCAGCUUACAGGAAACUGCUCGAAGGGGAAGAGAACCGUUUCAGUGUAGGAGGCCCAGGGUCUGUCUCUCUUUAUUCCCAAAGCCUAUAUCCGGCCUCAUCCUACGGAGGUCCUCAGUUCUCCAUGCUGUCCAGGCUGAGCUCCGGGGGUCCCUAUUCAUUCAGCUCCCGCUUGCCCACUUCAUCAUUCCUAAUAGAGGAGACUAUAUCUGCUGGCCAAGCGCAGCAGAUGGAGGCCAGCUGUCCCCAGAAGGAAGAGGUGGAUGAGGUAGAAGAGGAGCAGGUAGACGAGGAGGAGAAUGUAGAAGAGGUCCAAGAAGAAGAGCAGGAUGCGGCGGAGGAGGAGGAGGAGGAGGUGCAGGAACAACAGGAAGAGGAAGAGGAACAGGCAGGAGGAGAAGGUUUGUAGGACGGUGACGCGAAUGUCGAGGAGGCGGGAGAAGAGACAAAAGAAGAUGGGGAAGAAGAAGAAGGAGGGGAGAGCCAAGACGGAGAGGAGGAGGGAGCUGAUCAAAAAGAGGAGGCGGAGGACGGCGGAGACGAAAAAGAGGGGGAGGGCAGCAAAGAAGCCGAAGUGGACGAGACUGAAGAGGACACAAAAGCGAAGGAUGAAGGUGUUUAGGUUGACAUGCUUAUCAAGACCCAGCAGAAUAAUAUCUAUCUGAGGUGAUUUCUUCUCCGGUGCUCUAUAUCCAGAGCUUUUCAUCCAGUAGGCCUAAAAUCCAAAUGAAAAUAAAACAGCAAACAAUAUGACGGCAUUUGCAUCCUGUGAAUGAUCAAAUAACGAGCGAGCCAGAACCCGUAUACAUGCACGCGCACAGUACCCAGCAUAAAGUCGAGGGCUAAAUGAACUAAUCGUUAAAAUUCAGAGGUUCAG
Lampris incognitus (smalleye Pacific opah) is the source of this 2064-nucleotide messenger RNA. It is a transcript of the gene neflb, whose product is annotated as neurofilament light chain b. Gene Ontology annotation, biological process: neurofilament bundle assembly. Gene Ontology annotation, cellular component: axon; postsynaptic intermediate filament cytoskeleton; cytoplasm. The record is from RefSeq and is a predicted model, not a curated record. Gene Ontology annotation, molecular function: structural constituent of postsynaptic intermediate filament cytoskeleton. The transcript has 4 exons. NCBI's taxonomy places the organism in Eukaryota, Metazoa, Chordata, Actinopteri, Lampriformes, Lampridae.